Hyalella azteca is the source of this 1766-nucleotide messenger RNA. RefSeq lists its product as uncharacterized. The record is from RefSeq and is a predicted model, not a curated record. The transcript is spliced from 4 exons. The coding region runs from base 177 to 1412 and encodes 411 amino acids. NCBI's taxonomy places the organism in Eukaryota, Metazoa, Arthropoda, Malacostraca, Amphipoda, Hyalellidae.
GUAAAAUAAAUUAAUUUUUUUCUAAGCAAUGUUUGUGUGAAUUCUCAUUCUUCGACAGUUUACCAGGUUAUUGUAUUCAUAUCACAAAUGUCUAAAAGAAUAUUCCGGGAACGCGUGCAUUUUGUUUAAAUCCGUUUCAUAAAUUGCACAUAGUUUGCUCGUUCCACAGCCAUGUGAUGCCUCGCUUCUUUGCUUUAAGAUGGCAAUUUUUCUGUGCAAUAUCUUUCUUUAUUUCCGUGCUCUUCAUGGAACAAUGCGAAGUAACAAAUCUUCGGAAUAUCGCAACAUUUUGGAAUUUUUCUAUUAUAAGCCCCAAGUCUCCUCCAUUUUCUGAGGUGCUAGGCAAAAAUUUUGACCUGCCAAAUCAUGUGGACAAAAAUGAAUUAGACGUGAAGAUCUCCAUGAAAGAUCAUUCAAAUACAACAGAAAACCUAGAUCUUGCAAGUUACCGCACGACGAGACAAGCUUCAAAGCUUUCCACCACAACAGCAAUUGAUGUCUCAGAGUCUCCUGAAACGCUACCUUGGUGGGAACGAGUCAACGUCACAGACUGUAACGAACUCAACAGCUUCAAGUACAAGAACGCGAGGAAAUUUCUUCCAAGCACUCAUAACAUCAGUAAUUUCAAGCCGAUUAUAGGCCACUGUGGAUACAGAGCGUCACUCCUAGGCGACGAUCAGAAAGUUAUUUCUUACUCUGUUUACGGUAACGAUUCAGACUACUUCUAUGGGAUAUCGUUUAUAAUGGAAGAUGCUAGAAUACUGUAUCCGGGUUGGAAUAUCCGCAUUCACACACUCCCUAAAGAACACUACUCCUUUUUCUGUCCUCUGUUGAUGAAGUAUCCCAACUUGGCCUUGUGUGAUGCUGAGAACCUGCCUGAGCCUCUGGGUGACGUGUCGAUGUUGAACCCAAUGCUGUGGCGCUCGUCACCCAUGGGGGACCCGCAGGUCGAGCGGUUCAUCGUCAGGGACUCGGACGCCAAGUUGAGUAAGAGAGAAGCGGCGGCCGUGGAGCAGUGGAUAUCAUAUCGGAAGCCGCUGCAUUUAUUGAGAGACCAUCCCGCGCACACCGCACCCAUCAUGGGUGGCAUGUUCGGCAUCUGGCAACCUCCUCCAAUGCUGAAAAUAUUUGAGAAAAUUCGUCAACGCCUUUUUGUCCGAAACUUGAACGACGAUCAAUACAAUUUAGCGAGGGCGAUGCCAGCAGGCCUCCUUCUGCAUCACUCGGUACAGCACAGCAGCUAUCAAUGCCGGUUGCUGGGGAAAGCUUUACCCUUCCCGACCCAGCGGCAGGACGGCAUCUUCGUCGGCAACGCGAUGUACAAAUCUCAGUACCGCAAUGUCACAUCCAUCAUGCCGAGAUGCCCGGUGGCCUGUAGGCCUCCUGAACACCAGGACUGGCUGUACUGCUGACACGUUAAUUCCUUCCAGAUGUGCAACCAUCAAAAAUUCAUCAUAUCAAAGGGGAAAAUAAAUUUCUCUUAUCAAGAUUUCGAGAUGUGCAACUAUCAAAAAUUCAUCAUAUAAAAGGGAAAAAUAAGGUUCUCUUAUCAAGAUUUCGAGAUGUGCAACUAUCAAAAAUUCAUCAUAUCAAAGGGGAAAAUAAAUUUCUCUUAUCAAGAUUUUCGAGAGUGUACUUUGUCAAAUCACUUGAUAGGUAUUGAUGUUGAAGAAAAAAAAAUACAAUAUUGAACUUUUUAUACAGAUCAGUAAACACGAUUGUAUGUAUGGAAAUUAUCACCACAAAUGCACGCUUCUUUUUUCUAU